AUGGAUGUAGAGCAAAAACAGCCUAACAAUAUAUAUUCCGUAUAUGAGAAAAAUUUCGAAGCAUCAAUUAUAAGCGCCCAAAGAAGUAGCAUUGCCAAGAAAAGAAACACUAACCUUAAUAACAGUAGAAACAGUAGUAGUAAUAGCACUAGUAAUAACAGUAGUAGUAACAAUAAUAGUAACAAUAAUAGUAGCACUAGUAAUAGCACUAGUAAGAGCACUAGUAAGAGCACUAGUAAGAACAAUAGUAAUAACAAUAGUAAUAACAAUAAUAGUAACAAUAGUAGUGAUAAGAGAAGCAUCAAUGGAGGUAGCAAUAGUAACACCAAUAACAGAAAAAAUGUCAAGAGCAAAGGUAGAAAAAACGACAGUCCAGAGGAAAUCCUAGGUAAUUAUAUGUCACAUGAGACAAACGCAGAUUCAGGGGAUAUAUAUAGUAAUAACGAAAUUUCCGAAAAAAGUUCUAAUGGAAAUAUAUCAAUUUUUCAUAAUUCAUUUGAUCCUAUGCAAUUCCAAAAAGAAUAUAACUCAAAUGGUAUGGUAUCAAUGCAAUGGAAUUAUAAAGGCGAUGUAGAUUUAUCGCAUAGUAAUAUACUCAAUCCAGAACUAAGUAAUAAUACCAUACCCACAUGUGACUACAUGGAUCAGAAAAAUAAAAGGGACUCGGCAAAUUAUGCUGUGUCAAAAGAAAUAGAAGAGAAGAACAAAUAUCUCUAUACAAGUAAUCAGAAUCGUGCGUUAUAUGAUAUGUAUGAUAAUAUGGGGAAAAUAAAUUUUGAUGUUCUCCAAGAGCACAUGGAAAAAAUAGCAACCAUGUCAGCAUAUCAAGAGAAUUAUAAUGCUCAAGCACAAACGAAUAGUACUAACAGCACGAAUAGCAAAGGUAGAAAUAUUGUGGUAGUUGAGAGGGUUCAACCUGUUGAAAAUGUUUUAAUAGGGAGAAGUACACAAAAGACACAGGAUAGUGAAUUGGAUGCUUACAAAACUGCAAAUAUGAAUAGCUUAAAUAAUGCAAAAAGUGUAAGUAGCACAAAUGUGAGACAAAUUGAAUAUGCUGAUAAUAAGAAUUUGCUAAUGAAUUUAAGUGAUAUGCAGAAUGGAAUGAAUAAUUUAGUUAUCCAAAAAUAUACGUAUGAUAAAUCGUUUAAUGAAAAUGGGUUAUCGAGAAUUAAAAAUAUUUACGAUUAUGACAUGAACGACCUGAGUGAAAAUAAAAUGAAUAGUUAUGUUUCAACCAUGAAGAUCUUAAGGGACACAUUCAAUAACAAACAUUUAGAUAACAUGAAUAAUAGUAACAUUGAUUUGAAUUUAGAUAUUGGUACCAUGAAUUAUGAAAGGAUAGCAAAUAUAAAGGAUAUAUACGAUGGGGACGACCUUGAUAAUGUAAAAAAUUAUGGUAGAUACAAUGGGAUAAACAAAAUAAUUGAAAAUAAAAAUGUUAAAGAGAUAAAUAAUUUUACGGAUAUGGAAAAAUCAAGCUACGUUAAUUUUUUGGAAAGACAUGUAGACAGUAAAAUUCUAAAUAACACUAAUUGUGUGGAUAUGGAUUACUACAACACAACAUCUCUUUAUAACGGAGUCAAUGAGGAAUUCAUACUUUUGAAUGGUCAUACAACUGUUACAAACCAGAAUCUUUUGCUAGACACUAACAGUGGAAAUAUUGUCAAUGUGGUAAACAGAGUGCAUAAUGAGCAUAGUACAAACGCAUUAAGUAAUAAUAUGAAUGGGAUUAAUGUUGUUAAUGAUAAUGAUAAUGUUAAUGAUAAUGUUAAUGAUAAUGGUAAUGGUAAUGUUAAUGUUAAUGGUAAUGUUAAUGGUAAUGUUAAUGGUAAUGUUAAUGGCAAUGUUAAUGUCAGUGUUAAUGAUAAUGAUAAUGGUGGUGGAAGCCUAAGUGGCAUAAGCACGAAUGACACACUGAAUAACAUAAGCACUGUAAGUAGUAUAAAUUCUUUAAGCAAUAUGAUGAACUUAAACAACAUAAGUAAUUUAAGCAAUGAGAACAGCAUGAAUCUACAAAACAAUUACGCAGGUUAUAAGGAAGUUUCCUAUAUCAAUAGGAUAGAAAACAAAAUGUGUAAAGAAGAUAUGUUCUUGGGGAUACAAAAGGAAUCAUCGAAGAACUCCUUUACUAAAGAGGGUAUAAAUAAUAGUGGAGUUACUUACAAAGAAAAAGUUAGCUAUGAAAAUAUAAAAGAUAUUAAUUAUCCAAAUGAAACACAAAAUUUCCAUGUUUCUGAAUUAAAUAAUAAGCACAUUCGAAAGGAUUAUAGAAAUUUUAUGAACAUACAAGAAAAAAAAUCAAUUUUAAAAAGAUCUUCGAAUGAUAAGAACAUGCUCAUUUUAGCAAAUUGUAACAAUACUAUAAAGGAAAAAGGGGGAAUAAAUGAAAAUACAAAUUAUAAAAAUAUAUUUAUAAAAAAUGAAGUUGAAAGGAAUAAUUCUAUUUUUCCAAUACAAAAUAACAAUGAUAAUAAUAAUUUAUCUAAUACAAAUGUUUUGGGAGGAAAACACAGUAAUACACCCAUACAUGCAGUUAAUUUUAAUUAUGUAGAAAAUAAUAAUAUGGAUAAUAGUACAUGCAGUAGCAAUGUAUUUAAUGAAUCAUCUAAUUAUUAUAGUAAAAAAUGCAUGCACAAUGAGGAUAUAAAAAAUAUAAAUUCAUAUAUUCCCAUGAUAGAACCUAUUAAUAUGAACGGUACUACUGGAGGACAAUCUAAUCCGGCGGGUAGUUAUAACACGAAUAAUAUAGAGAAAAAGUCAUCCAAUAAAGGAAAACGUAGAAAUAAAAGAACCACAGAAAAAGUCCAUACCUCCGUGAAAAUUAAUACUUUAAGGAUCAGUUCAAUUUCGAGUGAUAAGAACAAUGAAAAGAAUGAUUAUACGAAAAAUGUAAAUUUAGAAAACAAUUUUGACAUAAACAAUGUAAAGAUAGAUGGAAGUAAUAUCAAAAUAGGAGAAGUAACCUUAAAUGAAGACGAUUUAAAUAAACUCAUUUUAAACAUUAAUUCUAAUUUUGCUUCCAUAAAUGAGAAUAACGAAUUAUACAAAAGUCUUUUAUUUUUGGAAAAAAAUAAUAAUAAUAAUAUGAUGAUGAUGAAAAUGAAAAAACCAUUGAAACGAAAGAGAAAGAUUAAAAAGGCAGAAAACGAAGAAAAUGAGAAGCCAGAGCAAUGUAAAGAACACAAUAGUGGGAAAUUAUUAAUAACACAAGACCAAACAACACACAAAGAGUUUAAAAAUUGGGAACCAGUUUUUAACGAUAAUAAUGAACCCAUACGUUCAAAUAACUACACAGAAGGAAUAGUAGCUACCAAGAAACAGGCCAUUCGUAAGUUUAGAUGCAAUAAAAGUGUAAGCGGAAUAUCUACUAGCCAAAAUAAGGAAAUAAAACUUACUCCUGUUUUAAAGGAUGGUGAACAAAAUAAUAACAUUGCCACUGGGAUGAGUAGUAUGUACAGAGAUGAUACCAAUGAAAGUAGAACCUUUGAAAACAGAACCAAUGAAGAUAGAACCAAUGAAAAUAGAACCAAUGAAAAUAGAACCAAUGAAAAUAGAACAACCGAAAAUGGUACGGAUGAAGGAAGAACCAGUGAAAGCAGAAUCAAUGAAAACGAAACAAUAUCUGAAACGCAUACAGGAAAUUGUAAAAAUGCAGAAUCCUUGAUUAGAGACAAUCUGAACAGCGAGAAAAUUACAAAUGAUCAGACCAAGGAGAAGGGCCCAAUAACAUUAAACAUGGCACGUGACUACACGAAAGAGAAAUCGAAAAGUUCUGUUCGUAGGAGGAAUAAAAAAUUGCGAAUAAACGAACUUAUACAUUUUCCAAAUAGUAACAAUGAAAAUACUCUUAACAAUGAUAGGAGUAACAGUAAUAAUAAUCAUAGCAAUCCUUUCGUGGGUUACAAUUGUAGAAAUAGUAGCAAUUUCCCAAAUCAAAAUACUGAGGGCGAAAAUUACAUUAUGAAUGCUUUAAGCGAUAUUAACUCGUACACAGAUAACAGAAAUUUUGAUACUUCCUUUAAAAUAAUGCAAGAAAAAGCACAUACUGAAAUUGAUAAAUCGAAGAAUCAUAGCAAUAUACAUGAUGCUCUAAAUUGCAAUGAUGAAUUUUCUGCAAAUGUGAAUGAGUUAUGUAAGAAGAGUGAAUUUACUUUUGAUCAGUUGAAUAAUGACAGGAAUAAGAAAAAUGAUAUUGAUAAGAGAAGUGGCAACUCCAACCGUGGCACUAUGAGAAGCAGCAAUAAUAUGGAAACAUUAAGCUGUUGCAUAAAAAAGGAAAGUGAUAAUAUUUCCCAUGUGUAUUACGCCCCAAAGAAUAACGAAAUUCAAGACCCUUUUUCCUCAUACGGAAAUUGUGUAAGGGAUGAAUUAAGAGGGGUGUGUGAAGAUGGCACAAAAAUAAAUGUUCAAGGGGACCUCGCCACAACAAAUAACAUUAUUGGAAGUAAUGCAGGAACUAAUGAGACAGCUAUCUUAGGAAAUAACGUGAGCAGCAAGCAUAUUAAUGGUAAUAAUGAUGAAUGUACAGGAAAAAAGAAAUACAUGAGGAGAAAAGGAAAUAAUAAGAAAGACACGCAAGAAGAUAACAACCCACAGGAUGGUGAAAAAAUAAACGAAAUUACUAAGAAAAGAAAAUUUUAUAAACUUAAAAGUAAAAAUAAUACUUCCCAAAAGAAUAGGGAAAAUUUGGAAACUGACGUUUGCAUGGGAAUUACGGAUCCAGAAAAUAUGCCAUUAAAUGAACAAUCAGGACAAAUGAAGAGUAACACUAAGAAAAAAUGCCAUGCAAAGCAGGGAAUUAUUUCUAUCAAGCAAGAAGGAUUAGAUGAGUGUGUAGAUGAGAAUAAUUUCCAUUCAAAUAUGAUGAUGAUGUGUAAAAACGAGAUAUUUAAUAGGGUUGUAAAAGAUAAUUUAUCAAAUGAAGAGCAAUUUAUAGUGUUAGAACAUCCAAAUGGGGAGAUAGUUAAAAAUGGUAUAAAUAUCAAACUGGAAGAAACACAUGUAGAUGUAAACACAACCUCAUGUGCAUCGGCUGAUAUAAAUCAUGCUACUGUAGAACAAAAUGUAAAGUUAGACAUUGAAACAAAUUUUAAAUCGAAAAAAAUACCUAAAAGAAGUGUAAAUUUAUUCAGAGCCCCCAAAAAAAAAAAUGAAACAGCAUUAGAAAAAAAAAUACGAGCAAAAAUUUGCCUCGAAGAUUACUACAAAAGAAAUAAGGAAAUAUACAAUGGUAUCGAUACUUUAACAUCCAUUAAUGAUACUAUUUUGCCUUCGAUUGAAGAUGAAUCAUUUGGUGAUAAUUUAAAAGCCCUUUUUAAAAAAAAAAAGAAAAAUUUGAUAUGUUCCAAUUGCUUGUAUGCGUAUAAAGUACAGAUUAGUAGGAGACAUGAAUUCACACAUAGCACAAUUGAAGAUGGGGAGAAAUCCAAUCAGGAUAAUCUUAAAAGUGGUACACAAACUGUCCAUGGGAGUAAUGAGAAUAAUGACAAUAAUGAGAAUAAUGAGAAUAAUGACAAUAAUGACAAUAAUGACAAUAAUGACAACAAUGACAAUAAUGACAAUAAUGUACCAGCGAAUAAGCAGGAUAAUUCCGAGACUAAUAAUCAGGACAUCAGUGCCCAUGUGGAUAACCAUUCCAAUUUUAGCGACAAAUUAAAUGAAAAUAAUGAGGAAACGGAAAAACCAGUUGGUGCCACAUCAAUAACGACACAAAAGAACGCAGUAAAAAAAUGUAAUAUUAAAAGGGAUGAAACAGUAGAAGGAAAAAAAGAUAUUAGUGAUAUGAAUCAAAAAAUGGAAGAUGAUACGUAUGUUUUUGAAAAAAUGAAGAGUGAAAAAUAUUUUGAAAUCGGAUUGUACAAAGAAUUAGUAAAAAAAAAUGCAAUAGUAGAAAAGUAUUACAAAAUUACAUUUUAUUGCCUUUGUGGUUAUUAUAAAUAUAUAAAAGAAGAUAAUGAAUGGAAACAAAUUAUUAAUUGCUACUAUGAUGAAAAAGACGAAAGAAAACCCAAAGCACCUUAUAUAUUUUGCACAAAAUGUAAAGAAUUAUUAGCAACUAAUAGAUUUCUAGACAAGGAUAAAACUAAAAUUAUUAUGAUAUGUCAAUGUGGAAGUAGAAACUACGAUCGAACAAAUUUCUUUUGGUCUAGAAGAGGAAAUAUCAAACAAAGAAAAGCUCCUCAAAUAUUAUGUGAUGAUUGUAAUUCUAAAAUGUGGGUACAUACAUGGCUUGAUGACAUUGGAUCUAAAGUAAAAUUAUUAUGUAAAUGUGGCUUUAAAAAUUUUCUGAAAAAAAAUAACAAUUGGGUUAGAAGUCCCAGAUGGAAAAAACCAGUUCCGCUAAUAAUUUGUAAUUCAUGCCAGCAGAAAAUGUAUAUGAGUCAAUGGCUAAAUAAUGAUGGAACUAAGGUUAAAAUGAAAUGUGAAUGUGGUUGGAAAACCCUAAUCAAAGAAGGAAAUAAAUGGGUUAGAAGUGAAUGGUCCAAAAAAUUAUUAUGUCUGAAAUUAGUAAAAAACCCAGGCCUUAUACAAAGGAAAUAUAAUAUUCAUUCACGUAAGAAAAAUAAAUCGGAUGAAGAUGAAUUAUCAGAUAAUAAUUUUCUAGAUGGUUUAUCAUUUAUCAGAAAUGAAAUUUUUCCAACCUUCUCACCUGAUGAUAUAGCAGUUAAUCCCAAUGAUACAAUUACGAGUGAAUUUUGUAACCCAGACACGAUAAAACGUUGUUUAGAAAGUGAUGAUAAUAAUGCAAUUAGCAAAUUAACUAACUCUGAUUCUUUGUUGAUUACUAAUCAAAAUGAACAUUUAUUAAUUAGAGAUGAAAAUUACAUAAUUAAGAACGCAAGGACUAAUGUUGAUGGAUGUCCAAACGAUGCAAUAUUCCUAUUAGAAGUAGAAAGUAAUAUGGAAAUAGGACAAGAAAUUCCAUAUGAAGGAAUUAUUUUAAGUAAAGAUUAUGGUACUAACGAUCAAAGGGGAAAUAUUGAGAGUGACAUUAUAUGCACAGUGGAUAACGAAGGAAAUAAAAACAAUAACAGCACAAGGAGUAAAAAAAGUAGAAACGUGAAAACGCACGCGAAUCAUAAGAAAAGAGGACAUUACAGUAAUUCUAUUAAGAAUAAAGACUGCUAUAUUAACAAUGGAGAAGUUGAUGAUAGCACAUCCAAUCUAUAUAAUAAUAUCAAAAAUCAACAAAUAAAUAGCAAAGAAUUAGGAGAUAAUUAUGUUGCAAACGAUUGUGAACAAGAGAAUACUAAAAGAUACAUGGAAUCUCCUCAAAUCCCUGAUUAUGAAGAUACAAAUGCCAAUGAAACACUUAAUAAUAAAACUCAGAAGAAAAAACCAGGAAGACCGCCACUUAAUAAAAGCGUUAAGAAGAAGAAAAAGUUAACUUUGGUAGAAGAACUUAAUAAUACAGAAAACAUUUCCAUUGAUGCUACAAUGACAGCUGCCACGUCUAUUGCUUCAGUUGCCACUACAGUAGCAGCUGCAACAACUAUUGCAACAACGGAAAGCACUACAGAUACAUGUACUUUAAUGUUAGAUGAAGGUUCCACGAGUAGACAAUUAUAUCAAAUUCAUCAAGCCAAUGAUAAGUUACUGAUAGAAAAUGUGAUUAAUAAAAAUGCUAAUGUACCAACUGAUAAUAUAAUCAAUCAUCCGGAUAAUUAUAAACCAAAGAAGGAAAAAUUAGCAGAAUGUGAUAGUAUUAAUAACCCUGAGAUACUAGAUUUUCAUGAUGUAAAAUAUACCAAUGAUGAGAAUAAUUCAUGUAGUAACAGUAGCAAAAUAUAUCAUGACAAUUCAUUUCACUAUGUUAAAAAUUACUAUGGAGAAUCUUAUGAAAAAAGUCAUUUUAAUCAAUCCACCGUAUCUUGCUUUAACGAAAAUAGCAAUGACAACAGAAAUAAUAGUAAUAAUAAAAGUAGUAGUCCCCAUAGUUGUUCCAGCAGUGGUUACACUAACAAUCUGUUGUGCAGUUCCUCAAACAAUCCAAGCACUAGUACCAGAGGUGGUAACAAAGGUAGUAGCAAUUUCAACGAAGACAUAAGCACAGAAUUGUAUAAUUACAACCCAUCGAACAAUCGGUAUGAUCAUCCUAAUAAGGAAUACUCAGUAAAUUAUAAUAUUAUUGCACCAAUAAAUGCAAUGAUGGAUAAGAAAUAUGUGGAUAAUAAAGACAGUGCAGAAAUAUUACCAGUAGAUAUAGAUUUUGAUAAAAAAGAAUUCAUUGUAGAAAACAUGAAAAAAUUAAAUUUUAAUAUAAAUGAAAAUGAUAUAAAUGCCCUUUUGGAAAAUAUUGAUGAAGAUCUAUUAAUUGAAACGCUUAUGGGAAAAUUCAUUAAUAAGAAUCUUGUAGAAAAUGGAAAAGUGGAUAAUAAUACUAUGAACCAUAUUGGAAAUUAUGCAAGUCAUUUGAGUGAAAAUGCGUUUGAUCAUAACGGACAUAAUUCGAAUGAAUUUGAACGAGGAAAUAUGAAUCAAAGCGAAAUGCAAAAUGAUAGCAACCUGUGCUCGUAUGAAAAUUACGAAAACAAAAUCUUCACAAAUGAAGCCUAUCUGAAUGAUUUAUAUCAAAAUAAUAUUUAUGAAUGUGGGUUACAACAGAAUAAUGAGUUUUAUCAAACUAUGCUUGAACACGCAUUUAAUAAAAUCGGGUGUGCUGAAAUUGGUUCAAGAGAAAGCACCAUUGUCAAUAAGAAGAAUGAACAUGUUGAAAUAGAAGAAACUAAGGAUAACAAAAACGAAAUUAGAACAAAAAAUAUGAAUAUAAUAAAUAGUCGAAAUAUAGGUACUAAUAAGUUUAACAUUAAUUUGGAAGAGAGAAAUAAUGGACAUUAUGUUGUUGAUGAUACUGUGAAUAAAAAAACAAUAAAUCAAAAUAUGAUGAAUAAUAUUACGACGAACAAAAAUAUAGCUAGAAAAAAUACAAUUCCCGAUAUGUGUAUAAAUGAUUACCUAAGUAGCAACAUUAAAUAUUCGAGCGAGUUGAUGAGAACAAAAGGUAAGUACAACAUAGAAAUGGAUUUAAAUGUAGACGAAAAUAUAAAUGUGAAAAGUUUAACAAAUUGUGAAAUGUUAAAUAAUAAUGUUAAUAAUAGUAUAUGCAACAAUAUUGUGGAAUCUAUGGAUCACCAUGGAUUUGAAAAUAGGAUAUAUGAAAAUGACGCAAACACUGACAACCAAUGCAAUGACAGCGAAAACAGUAGUAUAAAUGGUAACGGAAAUAACAACAAUAUAAGCAGUAGCAAUAAUCACGGCGAUAAUAUAGUUGAAGAUAUGAACGAUCAAAAAAAUGAUAACCUGAUAAAUGUGUGCAAUUUGAACGAAAACUACAAUUAUUUUAGCAAUGAAUUUAAAACUGUUCUUUUGAAUGUUUUAUCAUAUAAACCAUCUGAUGUUCAGAAAGAAAAUUUUUAUAAUUAUUUAAAAAAUUUAUCCAACAAUUUUUGUAAUUUCGUAAAUAAAGAUGAUGAUAUUUCAAGUGAGAAACAACAAGAAUACAAUAAUAAUACCGUAUUAACCUUAGAAGAAUUAAACAAUUAUUUAAAAGAUGACAAAAUAGAAAAUAAGAAUGACUAUAAGGAAUUGUUACUACAAUUAUUAGCCAACCAGGAUGAGAAUUCUACUCCUCCUAAAAAUAUGUUUUUCAAUGAUUAUAAUAUAUAUGAAAAUAUUUUAAACAUGGAAAAAAUGAAUGAAAAAAUGAAAGGAGAAGAAGAAAUGUCCACCCCAUCAUAUAAGCCACAGAUGAAUGAUAUUAGUCCAGACAAAAAUAAUAUGAGUGAAGAAAUGUAUUGUGUUUACAAUUUUAAUUCAGAUAGUGAAGAAAAAGUAUGUACGCAUGAAAAAAAAUACAAAAUUAAUGAUUUUAUAACUGUAUGUACAAACUGCAACGAAUAUAUAAAUUCGAACAUGGAUUGUAAAAUUAUAUCACCCAGUAGUCUGGAUAGUAGUAAUAACUCUUCCAUGCAUAAAUUGAAUGUUCAUGAGGAUUUUGUUUUAAAUAACAAUGAAUUAAAGAAAUAUGAAAAUUAUGAUUCCCAAAAAAAAGGCAUGAAGGAUUAUCACAGUGAAAACAUAUACAACAACCAGUUAAAAUUAGAAAACAAAAUUUUGCCCAAUGGUAUAAAUUCACGAAAUACGAGAAACACGAUCUACUCAAGUAUUUCAAGCAAUAUUGAUGAUGCAAACGAUGCAAUAAGUGUCACAAUGAACGGGGUAAGGAACACCAUUAGAAACAAUAGUAAUGAAAAUAGCGCAUCCAUUGAAUGCUAUAAUAAUAAUGCUCCAAUUAUUGAAAAUAUAGAAGAAACCAGUUAUAUGUACAAUCAGUACUGUGAAUACUAUGUUAAUAAUAUCUCGAUGCAUAUGCAGAUGAAAAAUAAUUGCCUAAACAAUAUUUUUGUCCAAGAUGCAAAUAAGUACGCUUCUGCUAGCGAUAACUACGCGAAUAACCAAACACCUCUAAUAGAAUCCGAAAUUUUUUAUUUGAAUGAAAAUAAUAAUUACCUUACCGAUCCAACCAAUUUUAUCCAUGAGAAAAAUAUUACAAAUAAUGAAUUGACAUAUAAAAAAGGAAACUAUAGAGAAAAUAACGCAAAUAAUAAUAAUAGUAGCGAUGGUAAUUAUCAGGAGGAUGAUUACGAGAAUUAUAUUAAUUCCGAGUGUAACAACAAUUCGUGCUACAAUAUAAUUCAUAUCUGA
Molecule: messenger RNA, 10704 nt
Organism: Plasmodium gonderi
Lineage: Eukaryota; Apicomplexa; Aconoidasida; Haemosporida; Plasmodiidae
Exons: 1
Coding region: 1-10704 (3567 amino acids)
Source: RefSeq, a predicted model, not a curated record